AUGCCGAUAGGACACUCUCCACCCGGGACUCCACAAAGCAAGAGCCAGGACACAUUGCAUCAAAGAAAUCUUGGCGAGAUGAACGAACAAAGUCACAGCAAAAAUGAGAUCACACCGCAAUUACCCGUCGUAUCGGAAAUCAAGGCGAUUAAAUUAACGCAGCCCUUCUGGCAAGAGAACCCUGCACGAUAUUUUACAAUAGCUAAAAUGACGUUCGCAUUACAUCACAUAACGUUGGACAAGAGCAAAUACCGCCACGUCAUCAUCCACCUAGACGUCGAUCUUUUAGAUAUAGUAGGUGACAUCAUAGAUGCUCCACCGAUCAACGGAAAGUACGAGGCGAUCAAACGCCGGAUCUUUGACAGUCUAUCCGACUCGCAAGAGACGAGGAUGCGACGUCAACUCCGAAGACAAGCAUUGGGAGACGAGAAACCGUCCGUGUUUCUACAGCGACUCCGGAACUUAGCAGCGGGACAGUGCAACGAUCAUGUGCUGCGCACGCUAUUCAUGGAGCAGAUGCCGGAGCACAUGAGAGGUAUCCUGGCAGUCAACCAGGUGGACGACCUUGCCACGCUCGCUACGCAGGCCGACCGAACACUGGAGGUAACGCGACCACAAUUGGCGAACAUUGGCACGUCAGGUACUGUAGCUUUACCUUCCGAUAUUUCGACGACGACUAACCAUAAGCCGGCAUCCGAACAAACUGAAAUUACCGAAUUACGCCUGGCGGUAGAAGCGUUAACACGUAAGAUCGAACGCGCUUUCACUAACAAAGGACGUAGUCGAAGUCGCAGUCAAAGUCGGAGUAAGAAUCGCGGAACACUUCGUAGACGCGCGGUUACUCCCCAGAACAAAGAAGAAACAUCAUAUUGUUACUAUCACGAGAGAUUCGGAGCGGACGCAUACCGCUGUCGCCAACCAUGUACCUGGGACCGACAGCUAAAUAAUAAGGCGCAGAAAAACUAA
Molecule: messenger RNA, 966 nt
Organism: Nylanderia fulva
Lineage: Eukaryota; Metazoa; Arthropoda; Insecta; Hymenoptera; Formicidae
Source: RefSeq, a predicted model, not a curated record